This is a messenger RNA of Echinops telfairi (small Madagascar hedgehog), 3378 nucleotides long. RefSeq names its product OFD1 centriole and centriolar satellite protein (gene OFD1). NCBI's taxonomy places the organism in Eukaryota, Metazoa, Chordata, Mammalia, Afrosoricida, Tenrecidae. Gene Ontology annotation, biological process: epithelial cilium movement involved in determination of left/right asymmetry. The transcript has 22 exons. The record is from RefSeq and is a predicted model, not a curated record. Gene Ontology annotation, molecular function: protein binding. Gene Ontology annotation, cellular component: centrosome; ciliary basal body.
CCGCUUCGCCCAGUCCCUCAAUCCGCCCUCCAGCUGUUUCUGAGGGUCGCGCGUGGCCCACCACCCCGCCCGUCCGAGAGAACCGCGGAGAGAGGAAAUGCGCACCCUCGUCCGAGUUCUUAGUUCGAAGCUCGCGGCAGAGCGUUGGGCUCCCUCGUUCCUUCCGCGUCCUCGGCACAAUGGAGGACCUUGAAGGCCCAGACGCCCCCCAUGACUGGGGCCUGGACUGGGGUCUCGCACUUGAGUCUCAGGGGGCCGGCGCUAGCGGAAGUAUACACCUGAUGGCUCAGGCCCCGAUGCCCCCUAAACCAGACACGUUGAGUCAAAAUGAACUGCGGAAAAGGUUGUAUCAGACGUUUAAGGAUCGGGGUAUCCUGGAUUCCCUCAAGGCACAGCUCAGAAACCAGCUGAUUCAUGACUUGAUGCACCCUAUUGUGAGUGGAGAAGUGAAGCCCCAGGCAAUUCCGGUGGAAGGAAGCGCCCUCUUAAUUGGUGCUUCCAACUCUCUGGUGGCGAAUCACUUACAAAGAUGUGGCUAUGAGUAUUCCCUUUCUGUUUUCUUUCCAGAAAGUGGUUUGGCAAAGGAAAAGGUAUUUACUAUGCAAGACCUAUUACAGCUCAUUAAAAUCAACCCUUCCUCCAGUCUCUACAAAUCUCUGAUAUCUGGAUUCGAACAAGAAAACCAAAAAGGUUUUCUUAUGCUGUUUCUGAAGGAGUUGGCGGAAUAUCAUCAGGCUAGAGAAAGCUGUGAUGCCCAAACUCAAACCAUCUCUACGUUUCCAUACAAAGACUCUCUCGCUGAGAAGCUUCGCCUCAUCGAUGAUCAGUUUGCAGAUGCUUAUUCUCAGCGCCCGAAGUUGGAGUCUCUAGAAGCAAAGUUAAAUGAAUAUAAGAGAGAGAUAGAAAAGCAGCUUCGGGCAGAAAUGGUGCAAAAGUUGAAAUAUUUUAAAGACACGGAAUUGGGGAAAGUGAGAAUGGAAGAGAAAAGAAAGUAUGAGAAAGAACUGGCUGGGUUCCAGACUGAAUUUGAGAAAGUUUGUCAAGCAAAAUCCGAAGCUCUCACUUUGCGAGAAAAGAAUACCGUUGAGAGGCUUCGGAAGUACCAGGAGAUUGAAACCAGAGAGAUUUAUGCCCAAAGGCAAAUUCUACUAAAAGAUAUAGAUCUGCUAAGAGGCCGAGAAGCAGAACUGAAGCAAAGAGUGGACGCUUUUGAAUUAGCCCAGAAAAUGCAAGAGGAGAAGAACAAAAGCGUGGAGGAUGCACUGCAGAGACGGGAGCUAGGCCUGAAGACAUUUGAGGAGACCUGUGACCAGAAGUUCCAGACAGAACUUCUCAAGUAUCAACUUGAACUACAGGACGACUACAUCUGUAGAACUAAUAAGCUGGCUGAAGAGGAAAGAAGAAAUAAAGAAUUAGCCAAGCGUUUGGAGGAAGAGCUCACAGCUAUUAAUUCCAAAAAGCAAGAAUUCAGUCAGUAUGUAAAUCGUGUGAGAGAACUUGAGCUAGAGAUAGACUCGCUCAAUGCCCAGUCUAUGGUACAAACAAAACAAAACCACGCGCUGAAUGAGAAGAUUAAUGAAAUGAGUGAUUAUUUCCAACUGAAAGAAGUGAGGCUGGAGCUGCAGGCACAAAAUAAAGUGCUUAAACAACAAGUGGAAGAGAGCAAGAGUGAAAAUCUAGUUCUCCUGAACCGCAUAACUCAGCCCUCUCCUGAGCUCCUGGUGCUUCAGAAGGAAUUGAUGAAAGCAGAAAACAUGCUAGCGCACGAACGGAAGGAGUUCGAAGGUCAGCAACAAGCUCUGGGAAGACGGCUGCAGAGUGAAGUGAGUCUUGUGCUCUCGCCUUGUUUGAUGCAACCUUAGCAUCAAUCUCUCACUCACACGCUGGCACACCACAUACUAAUGCUCUCCGCCUCUGCCCUCUUUGUGCUCGCAGUUCUCCAGCAUGAAGUGUACCGCAACCCGAAGCCCUCCCUGGUUACACGGCCCCAGGGCAGAGCCCCCAGCAACCAGUCAGUGCCUCAAGAUGAAGAUAUAAGUGGGGAUUUCUUACAGAGCCCCCCGGAGGAGGACCAGGGUCCUCUGAAGGGUGCCAUAACACCCAGGGUCCUGAGUAGUCCAAAUGACAAGUCCCCGGAGUCAGACCUUGAGUUUGUGUCUAGCACAAAAGUCAAGAUGGAGGUGCUUGAGGAAGAGGCUGAGCGCUUAGAAAAGGCCUACAGAGAAUACCACCAGAGAGUCAUGCAAGCUCCAACUCAUAACCGGCCACCAUCCAAGACCCCGCUGUCCUUGCACUUGCUGGAAAAGCUAACACGUGUCCCUGUGGGUUCCCCAAAGAGAGGUUAUGUAGAGAGCAGAAUGUUCUGCGCACGCCCUCAGGCGAGCAGUCUGAAAGCAGAGCUGAGCGAAGAGGCAGUAGUGCUGUCAGGCAGUGAUGCUUCUCGCCAAAGGAGAGUCUCCUCCCCAAGAUGCCUGUCCUCCACUCCCCUCCCCCAAAGCAAGAGGAGCCUCGACAGCAAGCUGUACCUAGAAGGUUUGGCCAGACCCUCCCUGGUUUUGCCCAGUGUCUGCCCUGACAGAACACCCCAGACCUUGCCUGAUGAGUUGCAGUGCACCUUGUCCAGUGCAUCCCUCACCAGCUCUCCGGAGCAGCAGGCCAGCUUUUCUCAGAAAGAUGCUGAACAUCAAGACAGAAAUAAAUUGUCAAAUCUGGACAAGCAAUUACCUAAAGAGAAUGAAGAACUGGAUUCGUCUUUGGAGUGGGACAUGCCAAGAUCGAUUGAAGUGGAUGGGUUACUCCCUGCAGGCGACAUGUUUCACGUGGACUCCAUCUCGGCCCCCGUGCCCACCAGGCCUGCCAUAGAUCAGGAGCAAGUUGGCGAGCCCAAAAAAGAAGAAAACACAUGGGCACAACAUCCCAGAGCAGCAAUGCCAACUGAAGACAAAAGGCAGAAUGAACAAGAAGCUUUCGAGAAGGAGCAGAGAGAGCUGGGGAAAUUAGAUCAAGAAACGAGAAUUAUUGAAGAAUCAUCAAAGAUGGAGAUGGAGGAGGAAAAACUAGAAAAGUGUAUGCAAGAAACGAAAGACAGAUCUGCUUGUAGUGAAAACCCUUUAGAGAAGUACAUGAAGGUCAUUCAGGACGGGGGAGACCAGAACUCAGCGGACAAGAGCUCAAAAAAAUUAAUCAUCCAAGAAAGCUCACAGGCGGACACACUGCCAUCUAGUGACCAAGACAAAAGUUUCCAAGGCAGCUUGCAUCGUGAAGAUGACUUUUGGUGAUAAAAUGUUUGCUGCCCAGCUUUUCCCAGAUAACAACGGCAAGUUCCAAAAUGUUCUAAGCCUAUAAGACAAAUUAUGAAUAAAGAUCUGUGUGAUCUCA